UAAGUUUAGUAGUUCUUAACGACGUGCCUGACUUCUACAAAUUGAAAUUUAAUUUGUUUUGAGCUGCACGAGUUUCCGGAAAAUGCAAGUAUAAAUUACAGAAUCUGGUAAAAAUUAUUGCAUAACUAGUUUUUUCCUGUUUAAAAUACCUUCACCGAUAACAAUAUAAUUUGCAAAAUAUUUGUUUAAAUCUAUGUUAAUUCAAGAAUUUUAUCUAAUUCUCGUUUUCUUACAUAAAAUAUUUUUUUAUUUAAUUUAAAAUUGUUAUCAAUUGUUCAUUGUAUACAACGUGAUAAUGUCGUAAAUGCUGUCAGUUAUACUUAUAAUUGUUUUCAAACGUUUAAAAAAUCCAGUGCGUAUGCAAGUAUAGAACGAGUGUGUUUUAUUUUGAAUAAUUAAACCUAUUUUCGGUCGCGUAAGAAAGCGCUGUGUUGGAGUUUUUCUACAGUGUUUGUGAGCAACGAGUGGUUGAGAAAAGUGUGAAAAUGGCUGAAGAUGACUUAAUUAAUAUUGACAGCAUGCUUGCGCAUGCCGGGGAUUUUGGAAGAUAUCAGUGCAUCCUCAUGUUUUUAUUUAGUGUAAUAAAUCUGUUGUCUGCCUUUCAUUACUUCGGCCAGACUUUCAUCAGUAUUGUCCCCGACCACAAGUGCAAAAUGUCCGUCAAAGAAGAUCCGCGGUUUAUUGCAACAGAACAAUGUUCCUACACAAUUUUUCACAAAGAUAUUUACCAAAAAAUACCCUGCACUCAAGACUGGGACUACAACAACAGUUAUGGUUAUGUCAGUAUUGUUCAAGAGCUCGAUUGGGUAUGUGAAGAUAGCUGGAGACCAGCAAUUGGACAGUCAGUGUUUUUCAUUGGAUCGGUCGUCGGUAGUCUAUUUUUUGGAAUUUUGGCUGAUAGUAUAGGAAGACUACACGUUUUGGUAGCCUCAAAUCUAUUUGCCUUCUUUGGAAACAUCACAACGCUUAUCACAACAAACACUACGAUUUUUGCAAUGUGUCGAUUUUUGGCCGGUUGUGCCACUGAUGCUAAUUUCGUCAUGAUGUACAUUAUAGUUAUGGAAUACAUUCGACCCAGUAUGCGUACUUUUGGCUUAAAUCUCUGUAUUGGAGUUUUUUAUUGUUUUGCGUGUAUGAUAAUACCAUGGGUAGCAGUUUGGUUACAAAACUGGGAAUCUCUGCUGCUGGCUAUUGCAAUUCCUCACUUGUCUGUUCUAAGCUUCUAUUUUAUAGUACCAGAAAGUGCCCAAUGGUUGAUAAGCAAAGGUCGUACAGAAGAAGCUAUUGACUGUUUUAAAUGGAUUGCUCGAGUUAAUGGGAAAAAAUUAAAUGACAAACAUUUUGAAGGCCUAAAUCGUUACUGCUGCCAACAUAUAAAUGCAAGAAAAAAGCACGAAAGCUUCUUGGGUUUACUGAAAACGCCGAAGUUACGCCGGAAAACUCUAAUUUUAAUUUUUAAAUCGAUGGUAAUGACGUUGUGCUACGACGCAAUUUCUAGGAAUGUUAAUGGUCUAGGCUACUCUCCAUUUCUUGUUUUUACAAUAACCUCAGCAACUAUACUCCCUGCUUGUCUUUUCAUUCUCGCAAUUCAAGACCGAGUAGGUCGUAAAGCUCUAGCAAGCGGUUCGCUUCUUAUGAGUGGCAUUUUCACUGCAUGCUCUGGAAUUGUUCAAGUGUUUAUCGAAACUCCUCAUCCAACACUUAUCGUAAUUUUAGCAAUAAUUGCAAGACUUGCAGUAACAGUAGCUUAUAAUUCUGGAGCUCAAUAUGCGGUUGAAUUAAUUCCAACUGUUGUAAGAGGACAGGGAGUUUCAGUAAUACAUGUAACAGGUUACGCUGCGAGUUUCUUCAGUCCACAAAUUUUAUACCUCGCACAUUUUUGGAAACCAUCUCCUGAAGUUAUCUUAGGAGUUUUGCUAGUACUUGGUGCUGUUGCUUGUUUAUUUCUACCGGAAACGCUAAAUCGGACAUUGCCAGUUACGCUCCAAGACGGAGAAGAGUUUGGGGAGGAUGAAAACAUUUUUGAUUUUGCAUGCUGUAGAGCACCCUCUGAGAGCACUACAGAACUGACAAGAGACCAGAUUAAUACGAAUUAUAUGUGAACUGUGAUUAAAUGUACUUAAUUUUGUAAAUACGUUCAAAAUAAAAAGUUAAAUUCUA
Messenger RNA from Tribolium madens (black flour beetle), 2160 nucleotides. RefSeq names its product organic cation transporter protein-like. The record is from RefSeq and is a predicted model, not a curated record. NCBI's taxonomy places the organism in Eukaryota, Metazoa, Arthropoda, Insecta, Coleoptera, Tenebrionidae. The coding region runs from base 486 to 2102 and encodes 538 amino acids. Gene Ontology annotation, cellular component: membrane. Gene Ontology annotation, molecular function: transmembrane transporter activity. Gene Ontology annotation, biological process: transmembrane transport. The transcript has 5 exons.